Messenger RNA from Adelges cooleyi (spruce gall adelgid), 1752 nucleotides. Its product is annotated as serine/threonine-protein phosphatase 2A regulatory subunit B'' subunit gamma-like. Lineage: Eukaryota; Metazoa; Arthropoda; Insecta; Hemiptera; Adelgidae. The transcript has 11 exons. The coding region runs from base 261 to 1619 and encodes 452 amino acids. Gene Ontology annotation, cellular component: centrosome; spindle. Gene Ontology annotation, biological process: positive regulation of B cell differentiation; regulation of dephosphorylation; microtubule cytoskeleton organization. The record is from RefSeq and is a predicted model, not a curated record.
CAGAUAACAAAACAAAACUUUAAACUACCAGUUGACUCGUAAUUCGUAAAUUUUGUUGUUAAUUGUUUGACUUUGCAGUUCUUAGUAUUAAAAGACUUUAUAGAAGAUGAUUUGUUAAAUUAUAUUAAAGAUCUUUGUUCAAAAUUAGAGGUUUCGGAGCCCUUGUAGAGAGGUCAUUUUCAGAAUGUUACAGUCGCUGUUCCAUUGGCACGACAUGAUAUUGUGAUAUAAAAUUAAUACUUCAAUCUAUAAAGGAAAUAAUGGAAAAAUGUUUUGCUGAAGGUGCAGCAUCGGUUAAAUUGGGUGCAUUGUCAAAAACUGAAGAAGAAUGGUUUCUAGAGUUCACAAAGAAUGCAGGACUCUCAUCAAUAUUUGAGCAUCAGCGCUUGCCAGUAUUUUUUUCUCCUCAUGUUACUGAAGACGUCAAUGCGUUCAAAGCACGUCUAAGGGCAGAUGCUAGAGGUCGGUUUUUGAACAGGGAACUUUCAAAAUUGCUGACCAGUGACGAACUUAAGUACAUGUGGACGCUUUUGCAAGACUAUCAUACGCCACCACCCGUCCACAGUUGUGGUGAUAGCGAAAAUCUUUAUAUCAACUAUAGGAAUUUUGUCAAAGUCAAGCAGAAACUCAGUGACAAAUACGAGAUGUUUGUCAAGCCGAGCGUAUUCCUGCAACUCCAAGACAAUGGCAAAAACAAAGGAUAUUUGUCUAUAGACACACUAUUUAACUACCUUAUGAAAAAAAUUUGGGUUGACCAGACUAGGAAUACUUUAUCGCAGUACGACUUGACUGGGCUUGGUCAUCUCACUGAAACGGAUUUUGAAGCUUAUAUUUUGGAUCUCAUACCUUCACUCACCCAACUUAAAAAAUUAGAGAAAACAUUCUACGCUUUUUACUCGUGUAUGGCUGUAAGAAAGUUUUUCUUCUACUUGGAUCCACUGCGGACCGGUAAGAUACGAAUUGUCGACAUCCUGUCCUGCGGUUUCCUUGACGAUCUAUUAGAGCUGCGUGAAGAGACCUGGUGUAAGGAGUCACAAAAGAAAAAUUGGUUUUCUGUACCGUCAGCACUGCGCAUAUAUUCCAUGUAUUUGGAAUUAGAUAAAGAUCAAAAUGGUCUGCUGAGUCGCGAGGAACUAGCCAGUUAUAAGUCAGGUUCUCUGACAUCUGCAUUUUUGGACCGCGUGUUUCAAGUGGCAUUCACAUUUGAUGGCCAAAUGGACUACAAAGGGUAUUUAAAUUUUGUUUUAGCUACAGAAAACAGACAAGAACCUGCAGCAUUGCGGUAUCUAUUCAAGUUCCUUGACAUAAAAGAUCAAGGGUACCUUGACUCAUUCACAAUUAAUUAUUUUUCUCGGGCAGUUGCUGAUCGCCUGCCUCCACCGCAACUGGCUGAUAGUGAUCAACAACCAUCCUCUGUAUCAUUGGAUGACAUCAAAGACGAAAUAUUUGACAUGAUCAAACCAAAACAUCCCGAAAGGAUAACUCUUAAAGAUAUAGUGCACAGUGGUAUGGGUCGCACAUUAAUCAACAUACUGAUUGAUGUCAAUGGCUUUUGGUCGUAUGAGUUCAGGGAAACAAUUGCUGCCAACCGUUUCAAUGAUGCUAAUGACAAUGAAUAAUUAAUUAAAAAUAAAAUAAACUCGGACUGACAUAUAUUUAUAGUAUUAUUUUAUUGACUAUGAAAUUACAUUUGCUUCGUUUUAUACUUGUUAAAACUAUAAAAAAAAAAAAAUUAAAAUGUUAAAUCACUAA